UGAAACCAAUUCAAAUCCAACUACUUGAAAAACCUAUAAGAAUUUUUAUCAAAAAACCUUCGAUGCUUUCUAUUUCUCCGACCAAUAAUCUGAUUAACUCUAGACAAUUCAUUUCUAAAAUAUUCACAAAAAGAAAAAAAAAUGACUUAUGGAGAUUACCGUUAGAAGUUAAGCGAGAAUUCAACGAAAAAAAGAAUUCAAACAGAUUUAUUAUUCCUUUUGGGUUUGAACUUAAUAUUGAUUUAAAUCCUGGUCGAAAUUUAGUUAAGAAUUGCAUUAAAGAAAAUCUUUAUUAUUUUGAUGGAGGAAAAUAUUAUGAAUCGAAUAAAGAUUUUAAAAAAUUUCAAGAAUAUAAUGAAGAAAAAGA
Messenger RNA from Racocetra fulgida, 367 nucleotides. Lineage: Eukaryota; Fungi; Glomeromycota; Glomeromycetes; Diversisporales; Gigasporaceae. The record is from the annotation of a GenBank genome assembly.